AUGAACUUUUCAUUCCACAAUCACUUCAUUGAGUCUGUUCAGCCUUUGAUUGAGUUGAUUGACUCUCUGAGGUUGAUCGGCAUUGAUAAGGAUAUGGAUCUACCAUCGAUUGCAGUUGUGGGAGAUCAGAGUUCUGGAAAGAGUUCUGUUCUGGAAGCACUUUCUGGUGUGGCUUUACCACGAGGAAGUGGUAUUGUCACUCGCUGUCCUCUUGAGUUGAAAUUACGAAAGUUAAAAAAAGGACCAUGGUCAGGGGCCAUUUCUUACAGUGGUCACAAAGAGAAGUUUAAUGACCCAUUAAAGGUGGAUAACCUUGUCAGAGAAGCUCAAAACAAGCUUGCUGGAAAUGCAGUUGGAAUCUCUGAUGAACUCAUCUCUUUGGAAAUUUUAUCUCCUGAUGUUUGUGACCUCACUCUGAUCGAUCUACCUGGUAUCACCCGUGUACCUGUGCAUGGUCAACCUGAUGAUAUUGCUGAUCAGAUCAAAAACCUGAUAUUAAAAUACGUUGCCAAAAGUGAAACCAUCAUUUUAGUUGUUGUGCCCUGCAAUGUUGACAUAGCAACAACAGAAGCACUAAGAAUGGCACAAGAUGUAGACCCCGAGGGAUACAGAACUCUUGCAAUUCUCACAAAGCCAGACCUCAUUGACAGAGGAGCUGAGAUUGAUGUUUUAAACAUUGUUCAGGGCAAAGUCAUUCCUCUCAGCAAGGGUUAUAUUAUUGUGAGAUGCCGUGGUCAGAGUGACAUCAAUAACAAAAUCCCUCUUUCUAAAGCCAUGGAGAUGGAAAUGAAAUUCUUUAGGAACCACCGAUAUUUCAACUCCCUACUGAAUGAUGGUAAAGCAUCUACUCAAUUCCUGGCAAACAACCUGACCAAAGAAUUGGUUGAUCAUAUUAAGAAAUCGCUGCCCUACUUGACUGAGCAGAUUCAGACUGGGCUAGUCAAUGUGCAAAGGGAGCUUAAAAACUACGAUCAGGGUCCACCUCUGGAAGUAGAAAAAAUGGGACCUUUUCUCAGUGAGAUAAUAAUGGAGUUCAGUGAUCAAAUAAAUGAACUGAGCAGAACAGGACAUUCAAAAGACAGAAACAUUCAUGCACUCAUACAUCCUGUGUUCAAGAAUUGGGACAACUACUUAAGUGGCACUGAAGAAUCAUUCACAACAAAAGUGACGGAAAUGGUAGACAAGUACAAUGAGAUGCAUCGGGGCAGAGAAUUGCUUACGUUCAGUGACUUCUGUGAAUUUGAAAGUGUCAUCAAGGACCAUGUGGCAGCCCUUCAAGAGCCAGCUAUGGCAACACUGAAACAUGUACGAGAGAUUGUUCAGAAUGUUUUCAAAGAGGUGUGCAAAUUAUCUUUUGACCAGUACCCACCAAUGAGAUGCAUUGUAUCUAAAAUGAUUAAUGACAUUCAGUCAAAACAAGAGGCCAAAGUGGAGAAAAGAAUCAAGGAGUUUAUUGAUAUGGAGCAACUGGUCUUCACCCAGGACAAGGUAUUACAAAGGAAACUCGACAACUCUGAUAUCCCACAGAAAGCUAUGAUGGACCCUGACACUAACGUCUAUGAUGAUGAGAACAAGAUUUUUAAUUCCAAAGGCUGUGCAUUGUUGGAUACAAGAAACCUAGUUCCAGACAAACUGGUUCUCUAUUAUGAGGUUGUCUAUCAGCGUCUCACAGACUAUGUGCCCAUGCUGAUAAUCCUCUUCAUGCUGAAGGAUGCAGCUAAGAUAUUACGGCAUCAAAUGCUAGAACUGAGGAACGAAGCAGAUGUGGUCAAACUGUUGAGUGAAGACUCAGACCGAGGGCGAAGGAGAGCAGAUCUAAAGCAGCGUCUGGAGCGCCUCACACAAGCUCAAGAACUGAUAAGCAACAGACUCUGAGACAAUUUUAUUAAACAUCAGGGGUAUAAAUA
Sinocyclocheilus rhinocerous is the source of this 1907-nucleotide messenger RNA. It is a transcript of the gene mxf, whose product is annotated as myxovirus (influenza virus) resistance F. Gene Ontology annotation, molecular function: microtubule binding; GTP binding; GTPase activity. The transcript is spliced from 13 exons. Gene Ontology annotation, biological process: receptor internalization; synaptic vesicle budding from presynaptic endocytic zone membrane; defense response to virus. Bases 1 to 1875 code for a protein of 624 amino acids. The record is from RefSeq and is a predicted model, not a curated record. Lineage: Eukaryota; Metazoa; Chordata; Actinopteri; Cypriniformes; Cyprinidae. Gene Ontology annotation, cellular component: synapse; microtubule; plasma membrane.